Gloeophyllum trabeum ATCC 11539 is the source of this 1182-nucleotide messenger RNA. RefSeq lists its product as uncharacterized. NCBI's taxonomy places the organism in Eukaryota, Fungi, Basidiomycota, Agaricomycetes, Gloeophyllales, Gloeophyllaceae. The record is from RefSeq and is a predicted model, not a curated record. The coding region runs from base 208 to 867 and encodes 219 amino acids. The transcript has 5 exons.
UUAACUGCCGAAAGGGAUGCCCUAGCUAAGCAGCUCGAAGAGGUGCACUCCGUCAGAUACACCGAAGCAGAAGAACUAGCAGAGCAGCAGAAAUCAAACUAUGAAGCACGACUGAAAACACAGGAUAUCCUUAUUCAGGAAUUAUCAACGCAGCUAGCGCGCUCGGAGCCGCUUGCUAGGUCCGGCCAGACGUCUUCGUUACAUUUCAUGACGCGUGAAGCAGUAGAGGAGGAAAAGCGGAGCCUGGAGCAGGAAGUUGCGAAAUGGAAGGAAGCCGCGAACCAGGAAAAACAGCGCAGAGCCGAGUUGGAACAGCUAGAGAAAGAACUACGAUUCGAACUGAAUGCAGAGAUCGAGCGGUCCAAGUCCCUAGCGGCCAAAGGUCCGUCCCGCGACGGGCCGGGCUCAACGACCAAAGGCAAGUUCAGAGGCCCUGGCAAGGAGCCAACCAGCAUGGAAGGCCGUGUUAUACGCUUCUACGAAGACCUCACGAAUUUGCUGGUGCCCAAGCAUUAUAUGGAAAAGAGCCCCCACGAAGGUUUGCCGGACGAAUGGUGCUUUUCUUGUGUCUACACGCACGCAGAAACAAGCAACGCACUCAAUUUUAGUUUGCGCCUCUUCUCCGAACCAGCACCAGACGGCUCUGACGACCUGAUCGACCAAGUCAAAUAUACGCCGUACGAGCUGGACAAAGAAACAGACGAAUUUCGGGAGAAGCUCGGCUUCUUCAACACGCCGUUCACUUUCGAGAGAUCACAAUUACAUGUUUUCCUGCGCUCACUGGGCGAGACCGUACAGAACGCAGCAGCGGAUCAAGAUAACGCGAGUGAAAACCAAGGUGGGGAGGAGUUGGUAUACCCUGAAUGAGCUUUAGCACACAUGCCAGCGGGUCAAGUUCUUGCUUAGGAUUCACUGAUGUUUUGUCUACGGGUUUGGCGGUUACCUCUAACGAACUGUAUUCAUACUUUUGAGUUUGGCUGCUUGGCGUCACUUGAAUCCACUAGCUUUCUGCCAGAUUGCGAGUGCCCUCUCGUCUCGCGUUCUCCUUGCCUUCUGAACUGCCAAUUCAACGAAACCGCCUUCGACGUCCGAACCACCCAAAUUUGCCCCCGCUUUCAUCAGGAUAUCCACUAUAUUCUCAUGGCCCUGCCGUGCUGCAUAGUACAACGCAGUAUGACCCAA